AUGGCUAGUUCGACCGCCAGCGCCAAUGCCAGCAACGUGAUGGCUGCCGCAAACCCCGACAAGACGAUCAGCAAGUACCGCAACCACCAGUACCCCGUCGAGCUUUGGUGGACGCUCGCAGCCUUCAUCGGGCUGCUAACCGUGAUUCACUGGACGACAGUGGUCAUCCGCCUGACCCGCAUCAAGAAAGGCCCGUCUUCCGUCCGCGCAGGCCUGCACUUUGUCCGCGCGGCGGCAUUUCGGGUCCAGAUUCCGUAUGGCGUGGGACAUUCCAUCAACGUCGCCGAGUUCCUCGCCGCCUGCGCCUACAUCGUCACUAUCUUCACCUGGCAGUUCAUCAAUACGACGGACCUCAAGGGCAACCGCUUCACGCUCCGAUACUGGACGAACCGCGCAGGACACAUUGCCGCUGCACAGUUCCCCCUGCUCAUCGGCCUGGGCAUGAAGAACAACUUCAUCUCGCUGCUGACGGGCGUCAGCUAUGAAAAGGCACGUCGACUGUAG
Messenger RNA from Mycena indigotica, 504 nucleotides. Its product is annotated as FAD-binding FR-type domain-containing protein. Lineage: Eukaryota; Fungi; Basidiomycota; Agaricomycetes; Agaricales; Mycenaceae. The coding region runs from base 1 to 504 and encodes 167 amino acids. The transcript is spliced from 3 exons. The record is from RefSeq and is a predicted model, not a curated record.